GAUCCGGUUCCGGUCUAGUAACUUGAAGCGAACCCGAAAAUACUGACCCAUCCUGCUGUACAGGGUGCUUUUGCGGAAGAUGUAGUAAGCGUCGGAAUGGAGCAGAACAUUUUCGAUGUAUCGGAUGACAUUUCGUUUCCGUGGUUGCCGGCGUACGCCGAGGCAACGGAAGCGAGUCCACUUAACACCACCAGCAGCCGGAUGCUGGAGACGAUCGUCGAGGAAACAUCCGACGAUGAUGAUGGGCGCGGCGAUAAGGACCAGGCUGGCACACAGCAACCACUCAGCUGGUCCCAGUACGAUCAUGUUUGGAGUUCCGGCGGUUCAGACGCCGAGUCGGUGAUACGCGUCGAAACUCCUUCCGAUCAAGACACAAUGUCCGAGCGCGACUUCAUCUGUCCUCCGAAGCGUCGCAAGCAGGAGACAUCGUUCGGCGAUGAGUUUCUUGCUUCCGAUCUAUCUGCCAUCUACGGCAGACGGCCGCGCAUUUGCGAACCGGACGGACUGGAAGCGAAUGAAUAUUUCAUGAAGCGACACAAUGAACAAAGGUUGCGAUUCGAUGAGAUUGGACAUGAUCUAUUUACCGACUCGGAUAGUCUCUCGUACGCGUCCCUAAGCCGCUCCUCGUCGCUGAUCCAGUUUGAAUCGUUGGAACGGCAGCUACAGAAUGAGACAUCGGUGAACCAGCAUCCACUGUCCGGUUCAUCGCCGUCGCUCUACACAACCGAACCGAAUACGGCCACCAGUCCGGGCGGGUAUCAUGGUGGUGACACAGCCCGGGGAAAAUCGGUGGCAACCGCCAUCAAUGGUGGACCGGCUGGCAGCAAUUUGCUAACGACAUCGAACCUCAUCCAGAAGAGUAUCGCUCAGACGGCACUCAACAUCAGCGACUCGGAGCUCUACUCGACGUCUUCCAGUGUGAGCAGUACCGGCAGCUGCAGCGGUCCGGACAGUAGCAGUAACGCGAGCACGAGCACGAGCAGCAACAGCAGCAGUAGCAGUGGCUUCCGGUAUACCGAUAACCGUGUGGGUGCCGUUGAAGAUCGAUUGGUGGAGGCUGAUCGUGGCAUUGGCGGUGGUACAACGACACCGGAAGACACUGGUGACACCGAGGAGGAACUACUGAGCGCUACUGUUCGUUGUCAUUCGAGUCGCUGCUCUGAACGACAGCGGCCAAGUGGUCGGGGCAUUUCGGCCCGCAACAAAAACUCGAUUGAGAGCCUCAGUGAGGAUAGUGGAUAUUGUGAUCAUUUGCAGCAGCACGGUGGAGGCAGUAUGAAUAGUGGUGGUGGACUGCGCGCCCGCUCCAAGAGCUUGACCAACUUUGGUUCUGCCGAAAACAUAACGUUCGUGUGCGGUAAUGGUGGUGGGAUGUUUCCGUCAACACAGCAACACGAGCAGCAGCAACCGCUUAGCCUGGACUGUAUCGCGAUGGAAGUGCGCCACGUGGCCACGAACCACGAAAAUCGCCUGUCGACGGUUUGUGACGUCGAUGAGGAGGAGGAGGAGGAGGAGGAGGAGGAGGAGGACGAAGAAGAGGAAGAUGAUAGCGAUGAGCAGGAAAAGAACAGUGACGAUGGAUGCAGCGUGGAUGCCAAUUGCAUCGUCCCUUCACUAACACCGGCAACAAUUGAUCGGCAGCAUGCGCCCAAACAGGCGCAACUGUGGACGAAUAUUAAUAAUGGUACAAAAAUAGAGCACGCUGGCAGUUCGUGUAAACAACGGACGUUGGGCGAAUCGCGUCAGCAGCAGCAGCAGGGUGUGGAGUUCACCCCACGUACGGUGACAUCGAUGGCGUCGUCUUCGGCGGAUUCGGAGAUUAAAAAUAGCACACCGGUCGGUCGUACCCGAUUGCGACCGUUACUGUCCCUUAGUGCACCCGAUCUGCUUGUAGGGGCGGCGGUGGAUCGACAGCGACGACACCGGCGGCGACAAAACGAUGAACGGACUCCGUCGGCAUCAUCGGGCACGGUCGGACUGUACGAUCCGAUCAGUUUCGCCGUGUCCAGCGUACCCGAGUGUUUGAACCUGUACGGUGGUGCACCUUCGAACCGAUCGCGACACGGUUCCUUUGACAGUGAUAGUGCGUCCAGUGAAUUCCUCCGACACGGUUACGGUUACGCCGGUGCUUGUGGCGAGUCCGUCGCUAGCAAGAACUUUAAUCUGUACGAUCUACAGCAUCCACAGCAGCAGCGACCGUACACCACCGCACCGGUCAAGUGUACCAAAACGGUAACGUUCCAAACGGGAAGCUGCACCAGUAGUCCAUCCCGCCCGAAACAGAACAUUCGCGCCAGUUACGCAAACCUCACCGCCCUCAACUACAGUGACGAGGAGGAGGACGACCCGGUGUACGGUGGCCGACGGGGGCAUGAGUACUAUCUGAGCCGUAACACGUUCCGUACGAGCAGCGGCACACGGCUAGGUGGUGGAGGAAGCCGCACAUCACACACGACUGUCCCACGAACGACCCUGCUAACGGUGCCAAUGGACCAUCACCAGCGAGGCCCACUGCCGGAGAAGAUGGACGUGGGCGUGGUGGUCGAGGAAGAACUAGCGGACGAUGAGGAAAGCAGCAUUUUCCCGGUAGAUCGAGACGAGAAGAGCGUGUACCACUCGCUGCUGGAGGAGAUGUCGGCACACUUUGACCGCAAUCUGUCCAUCAUCAACGAUCAGGCAGCGGCGUACGAACCAAUCGCGGCCUUCCUGCACGAACAGCGCUCUUCGGCGAAUGCUUCCGGUAGUGCGCGAACACAUGCCACCCUCGGCACUAUCACACCACCGCAAGCUCCGCCUCGUCGAACGCAGAUCAAAACUAACCCACACCUUCCACAGCAAAGCACGGGAAGUCCAGCAGUUCCGCCCAAGCUAACAGUGGUGAAUCCAGUGACAACCGUUGUAACACCACCACCCCAAUCAGCGGGAACAGCACGCCGAAGAACCUUCGAUCAGGACCCGACCAAUUUGGUCACCUGUUACGCGGCUAGCCUCGAGCGUUGUACCUUCGAUCCGACGGAAUCUUCCACCACUAGCCUCGGUCCGACGAGUGAUCUGCAUACUAAUGGUGGUGUUGCGUUGCCCAGAUACGUGCCAGUUCCGGUGAAGCGUGAGUUUGUCGCAAGUACACCGAACUUGCACUACUACCACGGAACGAUUGCGGACAGCGAGGGAACGGACGACAGCCGACCGGAUCAUCACAACUCGCUGCGGAAUGUAUCGACCUGCCGGUCGACUGGCAGCAUACUAGCGACUGCUUCCAGUUCGCGCUGUGGCCUGUCGAAAGGUGUCAGCUUCUGUCCGAUCGUAUCGGAAAUUAUAUGGAAAAGCACGGGCAGCUCUGAUCUGGAGCCGGACGAUAAUGGAAGCGUCAUUUCGAAUCAUGACUUUGAGAUUGACAUCGAUGAGGAUGAUUUCGAAGCGGACGAUAUGGAUCAUGUGAAUUUGCAGUUGGAAAACAGUCGGCUAGCAGCUGCUGGUGAUGAUCGGCAUGCGAAUCCACUACCUGCCGGCACGCGACCAGAAGACGAACGAAGUCAACGAAAUAAUGGUGUGCCAGAACGGGAACAUACGCUUAGUGAUCGAGGGUUUUACUCAAAUGGUUUGCAGGCCAAGAAUAAGAGUGAAGGUGAACUAUAUGCGAUGAUCCGUGCAGAGGACGGUUAUGUGCAGCAUCCAACCACACUGAUUGCCAACGAUCGUACAGAGUCGCUACAGCUGCACAGUGCUAAUGGUGCAGGUCUAGCGAUGACCUCUAGUGAUCUAUCAUACGCCGGUGAUUUAUCUAGUGCCGGACAAGCGAGCCGGAACAGAAUGAUGAGUGAUACAAAUGGUGCUAGUGUAGUGUUGGUGGCAGACGAGCGCAGAAAUGGUGGCUCCAACAGUAAUAAUGGUGCAAUGGCGAGCAGAAGCCUAAUUGCUAGCGAGCAGACGCGUUUAGUGAACAGUAGUGACAAUGUGCAGGGUAUGCAGGGAAAGAGCGGUUCGGCGGCCACACUGCCCGCCCAGUACACCACCAACAGCAGCCUGAUAAAGAACUUCAAAAAUGGCAAAGCGGAAAAGAAGGGCAAAACCUUCCUGUCGCGCAUUUCGUCCGGCUUUCGGUUUUCGUUCCGCAACAAAUCAAAGAAGGGUGCGGGUGGUGGUAUGCUGAAGGAAUCAUCAAGCUUUACCGCACCGUCAGCGGUAAACAAUAAUAACAACAUCAACGCAAAGGUUGGUAGCCGUGGUGGAUCGAGCUCGGGGAAUGAUAGUGCAUCGGCCGAUUUUAUCUACAUUCCGCUGAAGGAUCCUCACCGCAAACAGAACCACCACCGGUCGGACGAACCGCUCCCGGUCUCCUACCUUCAGCGCCAGAUCAGUGCGGCCGGUGUGACGGUCGAUGACAGUUUCACCGGUGUGGAGGACGAACCGGACGACUGUGAGAUAGCGGUGACGCGGCCAGGAGGUUACUACCGAUCGGAUUCGAGCACCGCACUGAACGGGGAGAGUGGGACGGGCGUGGCCGGCGAGCAGCUACGUGGCGGCACAGGCAACCACGUGUUGAGCUCCAAGCCACCGCUGCCGAAGCAACCUCCGCGCGUCGUCGGUGUGUGUGCGAAGCGUUCCAGCACCUCUCCAGCCUCGCUAAAGCACGCACAUGCGCAGCGUGCAUCCUCGACGCCACCGAGGGAAACCGAACAGGACGAGCUCGACUCGACCGCGACGUCGGCCACGAUGUCAUCGUCCUACUACCAGCGCCGUAGCCCAUCGCAGCAUCAGUACGCGGCCAACGGUUCAUACGGUGGUUCGUAUCACGGUGGUGCCGAUACGCUAAGCGUCGAAGGAUACGGCGACGAGGACGAGUACUAUUACGGGGCGGGCGGGGACGGACGUCUAGCGCACCGCGGCGGCAGCAUUAUGGGCAGUGAGCAGAAGAUCGGUCUCAUCGAGACCAACCUGGACACGCACGAGACCAUCAUAUCGGGCAAGACCCGUUCGCUGAUGGAGCUCGGCGGUGGUCAACACUAUCGGGGUUAUCAUCACCUGCAGCAACAGCACCAGCAGCAGCAGCACCAGCAAACAUCGUCCGGUGUGCCACACGGCCAUCAUCAACUGCAGGUGCACGAUCCCAGCGGUCAGCGGCCAUCGAAUGGCAUCAAGGAUCACCAUCAUCACCGGCAGCCGGGUACGGCCGAUGGUCCCGGCAGACCGCACAAGAGCAUGGAGUUCCUGUUGGACAAGGAAAACCAACGCAAUGUUCUGCCCCCGGAAAAUGAGCUCCAAAAGUCACACGAAACCGGCACCAACCUAAGCGAACAUCAGCUACGCGUGCAGGCCUCACUGCAGCGGCUGAAUAUUCCCGACUGGUACAAGCAAUACUCUGGCAAAGAUGGUGGACCGGCCAACACGACCGCACCGACGGUGGCAGCGGGCGGCGCUGCUGCCGGCGGCGGCAUACUGCGGAAGCGCAAUAGCGACGUUGGACGGUGGACCGGGCUGAGCUCGAAGACGACUUCGCUCAGCUCGCUCGGAUCGCACCGGUCGGACCGUAGUCCAGUGAUGCUGAGCCCCUCCGCACACAGCCACCACGGUCAGACCGGCUUCUCCCGAUGGUCCACGUCCCACCUGAACUCGAACCAAACGUCGCCGAGCGUCUCGACGCGCGGUUCGUUCACCCGGGGCGGGCUGAACGCGAGCGUCAUAUCCGGCUACUCGACUGCUUCCACUACGGCCGGAACCGGUGCCAAUAGUAGUAGUAGUACGAUUAGAAACUCCUUCCGCCAGCCGUACCUUGGCUGGAGAAGCCAGGAGAAGCUGUCCCAACCGAGAACGCCAGCGGAACGACUUGCAUCAUCUCUGCUCCAGCAGCAGGGCACGAACAAACAGAAGGAACAGCAACAACUGAAGGAACAGCAGCAGAAAGGAAAGCAGCAGCAACACCCGCAAAAGGAAGAAUCCGUCGUGACGCCGGAAAUUCAAUCAUCAAUCAUAGAAGUAACGUCAGCGAUUGUACAUUAUGUAAAUGACCAAACAAAUCGACACUCACGCAGUAGAUCUACUAGUCCAAGCCAAAGAUGUUGGCUAGAAAGUUCGUUUGUUGGUACCCGGCCCCUCGAUUCCCCGCAGACGCCGUUGAUCGAGAAUAGUUCCGUUCUAGGAUCCGGCCACCAUCAGCAGCAUCCGCAGCAGCAACAGCAACAGCCGCAAACGGCCGGCGAUCAUUAUCGGUUUAACGCCGGCCGGAUGAAUGGCGUCGGGAUGUCCGGUGGGGUUCCGACGUUCUCGCUACCAUCCGAGCAACAUCAGUCGCCCGGAUCGGCCACGCUAGAGGAUGUGCUCGCCUCGUUGCUCGGCUUGCCGGCCGAUUCACACAGGUCCUCAGGGGGUGUAGCUAAUUCGUGUCUCACGCCAACAGCGCCCAACAGCACCAGCAGUAACCACACGCUGCAGAUCGAACCGAUGCAGGCGCGCCGUCGCAGCGAAGGUGAUGCGGCCGGAACCCGGAAGCGCAACGAUAGUGGCGGCUCGAUGGCCAUCAGCAGUACCACCACCACCACCACGACCAGCGGCAGCACCAACCAGAGCGGCCGUAGCCAUCAGCAGCAGCAGCAGCAACAGCACCAGCAACCCGGUACGACCACGAAGGAUCUGCUCGGGGUGGACUCACGGAUCGCCCGGCGGGUAUCGCUCGAUUCGGCGGAAGCCACCGGCCACCAUCACCGUGGGCACGACUACCUCAAGUGCCGGUACCCGCGGUGCGACGCGACGGCCACACUGGCGGAGGCGCGCAAAACCUACAAGAGCUGCCACAACUGCUCCCAUCUGUACUGCUCGCGCGAGUGCCGCCGGGCGCACUGGGAGCGACACCGGAAGGCCUGCCUGCACUCGCGGGUGUCCGCCCUGUGCCGGCUGGUGCUGUCCACGUGCAAGGACGACGCGGACACGCUCCGGCACCUGAGUGCGCUCGCGCGCCGGGGCUACUUGUCGCAGGGGCGAGGUGUUGUUAGAAUACUGUUCCGCAGCCCGGAAGGCGCCGACUCCUUCAUCAAGCAGGGCUUCCAGUGCCUGGGCGAGGUGUCGUACGUGCGCUGGCCGGACCUGCUGCCGGCCGAGAUGGGCCCGGAGCUGUACUCGGAGCUGCUGAAGCUCAGCACCGAGUACAAGCCCGACUCGAAGAUGCUCAUAUACGUUGCGAUCUGUGUGGUGUCGGAAGCGCCGGGUAGUGCGACCGCACCGGUCAAAUGGGAACGCCAGCUGGUGUCGAGGUGUGCGAAGCUGAAGCUUUGCCGCUCCGUAGUCAAUGAGAUAGUUGCGAGCGGUUCGGGUGCAGAAAAGACUAGCCCUCGUGCCGACACGGUUGGCGAUGUGCUCGUACUGUCAUUUAACAUACUUUCGAAAACGACACAACGGUCCCGAGAGCAGGUGUCGCUUAACAUACAGACGAUCCUGCGCCAACGGGGUGUCAAUCUGCGCAAACACUACCCGGAGGUCUUCCAGCGGCUGGCCACGUUUGUGGAGGGCAGCACGGAUCGCUUCCUGCCGGUGACACUGCAUCCGCGCGACAAUGUCACCGGGAGGUCCUUUGUCUGCAUCAUCAUGCCAAACUAUGGGGACUCGGAACGGGUACAGUUUCCGGUGUCGGAAAACAGUGACGAUCGAGUCGUGACGGUUGAUGUUGGGGCUGAUCUGGGAGAUGAUCUUACUAGCAAACUUUAAAGCUG
Molecule: messenger RNA, 7700 nt
Organism: Anopheles maculipalpis
Lineage: Eukaryota; Metazoa; Arthropoda; Insecta; Diptera; Culicidae
Exons: 10
Coding region: 97-7695 (2532 amino acids)
Biological process (GO): cell-cell junction organization
Cellular component (GO): apical junction complex; plasma membrane
Source: RefSeq, a predicted model, not a curated record